Messenger RNA from Encephalitozoon intestinalis ATCC 50506, 1398 nucleotides. Its product is annotated as subtilisin-like serine protease precursor. The coding region runs from base 1 to 1398 and encodes 465 amino acids. Gene Ontology annotation, biological process: proteolysis. Gene Ontology annotation, molecular function: serine-type endopeptidase activity. Lineage: Eukaryota; Fungi; Microsporidia; Unikaryonidae. The record is from RefSeq and is a predicted model, not a curated record. The transcript has a single exon.
AUGAUCUUCGGAAUUACACUUCUAUCUUUAGUAUUGUGCAAGGAAGCGAGGGAUUAUAUUGUAAUGUUUGAUCAGGAUCCAAGAAUGGACAGGGCAUCCAUGAAUGCAUUGUACAAUAUAAACAUCCUGGAGGCACAAAGGAUUCUUGGCCCCAACGAAACCAUCGGAAUAAAGAUGACCAAUGGAUUCGUAGCUCGCAUGAGCGAUACUCCAGCCGAAAGAAUGAGGAAACACCCAAAUGUGAAAAUGGUUGUAGAAGAUAGUUCUGUAAGAAUCAGUAGGCUGAAGCUUGGAGACCUUAAUAACAACGAGAAAGGCAGUAUUCUAAUGCAAAGACAUGCACCGUGGGGCCUUGCCAGGGUAGCAGGAAGUAUGUCUUUGGUCCAGAGAAGCUAUUGCUAUCCUGUCAACUCUGGAGAGGGUGUUGACGUGUAUGUUCUGGAUACGGGGGUGGAGAUCGAUCAUCCUGAAUUUGAAGGAAGAGCCAGAUGGGGUGCCAACUUUGUCCCAGAAAGCCAGGAUGGAGAUGACCAUGGGCAUGGAACACAUUGCGCAGGAGUGAUUGGCGGGAAGAACUUUGGAAUAUCCAAGGAGUCAAAGAUCAUAGCCGUCAAGGUUCUUGACAAGUAUGGAUCUGGGAUGACUUCGAGGCUUCUGCAAGGAGUGGACUUUGUCAUUAAGGAGCAUGAAAGGAAAAAAGACAAACUCUAUGAAGCUGCAGCAGAUAAGUAUCUCAAUUCCAGCGGGUCUUCUGAUAUUGAGGUGGAGAUAGAUGGCUCCGAGAGCUUUUCCUUCAUCCGCCCUGAACCUCCUUCAAUACAGCACCUGGUAGACAUUGUUUCAGAGAAGGCCUUGCAACCAAAAACAAUUGUUAACCUCAGUGUUGGAGGAUUCAGGAACGCUGCACUCAACUUUGCAAUUGAGUAUGCAUCGAAGCUAGGAAUCCACUUUUCGACUGCUGCAGGAAACGAGCAUGAGGAUGCAUGCGACUUCUCACCUGGAUCUUCGAAGGCAAGCAUAACAACAGGCGCGUCGACAUACAGAGAUACCAUUGCGUUCUUCAGCAACUUUGGAGAGUGUGUGAACAUCUUUGCUCCUGGUGUAGACAUACUCAGCUCCUGGACAGGGGGAACCCAAAAGAUUGUUUCCGGGACAUCCAUGGCUGCUCCACACACCACAGGAGUCAUGGCUGCAUAUCUUACAUACUACAACUACGACCCUUACACGUUGAAGAGUCGCAUAAUAAGCGAUGCUCGUGUUGUAGAAGACAGCGCCACCAGUAACUACGAGGAUUCUAUUCUAUGGCCAUUACCAGCACUUCUUAGCAGUAAAAGAAAAAAGCUUCCGAUGCUAUCCAUGGAGAAACUCUUAAAAAGAAUCAAUAACAAGACGGAGUAG